Molecule: messenger RNA, 684 nt
Organism: Cylicostephanus goldi
Lineage: Eukaryota; Metazoa; Nematoda; Chromadorea; Rhabditida; Strongylidae
Source: the annotation of a GenBank genome assembly
AUGGGCUCUAGAGUGAUAGGUUUGGGAGCAUGUGCAUUGUCAUCAAUAUUCUUUGGAAGCGCUUAUGUCCCGGUGAAAAGAUUUGACGCUGGAAAUGGCUUAUUCGUGCAAUGGGUGAUGUCAGCAGCCAUACUCUGCGUGGGACUGACUGUCAAUAUCAUACAGCACUAUCCCAGAUUUCAACCUUUUGCAAUGCUCGGUGGAGCUUUCUGGGCCUUAGGUAACGUGACUGCCAUACCUAUUAUGAGUUCUCUCGGUAUGGGAAUGGGUAUGCUGAUCUGGGGAACCACUAACUGCGUCACUGGCUGGGCUGUGGGAAGAUAUGGCUUGUUUGGAACAAAAGCUCAUGUACCAGCAGGGCCAGCGUUGAAUUACCUAGGUCUUCUGAUGGUAAUAGUGGGCGGUUUCUGCUUUUCUCAAAUUCGACCCUCUAUCCGUUCGUUAUCGCACCCCGAAGAUAUCAAUGAAGGAAGGGUCACUGGAGAUGAUACAGAAGAAGGAAGCCCACUUAUAAGCCCAUCAGCACCGGCGCUUUUCAAUCUCUUUUGUGAUAUUCUAUUGAUAUAUGCUUACUCUAGUGCUAUUUUUACUGCUCUUGGUGCUGGUGUUUUGUAUGGGGUUACAUUUGUUCCGGUUAUCUAUAUGCAAGAUCACCCAGAAAUAGUUAGUCCCAGUUCUUCAUAG